UCGUCGUAGUCGUCGUCGUCGGUCUGCUAGUACCAACCUGCCAGUUGAUUGCCAGUUUGCUCACAGAGGGCACUGAGUUCGCGCGCGUGAAUUCUUCAAUCUCUGCUCGGUGAGGUCCCCAGCCCUAUGUCCGGUCAAAGGGACACGUUAAAGCUCUAACUUAUGAGAAACUAGUCGUGUUCGGGUUUUUGAUAUUUGGUUGGUUCUACGAUUAGCAUCGAACUAUGGACAAUCGGAAUUUCAGAAUGUGUUAAUCGAUUCCGCGCAAUCUGGUGAAAGUUGAACCCACUCUAGAUCUUAUCGUGUGAUUUGUGCAGUGUUGUACUUGAUCAGGAAAAACAAGAUAAGCCUGUACCGCUCGCGUUAUCAACGUCACCAUAUAUAUCGAUGACGGCACGCGUUCCACCGGCGAGGAAAGCUCCGUAAUUAAGUGAACCAGCCCAGAACCUGUCGGUUGGAAAAAAAAGGGGGGCGAAAGGGAAAUCAAAGUGCGUACAUCAACAGCAAAUUGCUCCGGGAGUAUUGAAUGAAAAAUUGAAAGUGUUUGUAAACAUAGUAAACAAGUAUUCAAAUAGCUCUAGAUCAGCAGAAGCCUGCUGCCGCCACCGCCGCGGUGUCAGUGGUGAGUGAUUUGAUCGCCGAGAGUAACACACCCAUAUCGGCGUCUGGGAGGAGGGGGCUGAAAUCCGCCCGGAGCCAAUGAAAAAGCAAUUUCGAAAAAUUAGCUCCCAUUAAUUUAAAGUGAUGCCGAGAGGUUCCCCGCCACUCCCGUAACAACAGUAGUAGUACUAGGUCGUCAACGCGAUACACUCGUCCAAGAUCACCGAUAUCGGCGAGUAUCGAUUCAUUGAUCACUGUGGCCUAAGUGUGUCUGGUGUCGCGAAGCUAAGUGUUCGGUCGGGGCCCCAGAAGUGCGAGCCGAAAACAAAAGUAUAUGUAUCAAGUCCCUAAAACGGCCCCUCCCGCUGCCCUGGGGUGGAAGAAGAAGCAAACGACGAGAAGAAAAGUGCAAAAAAUCGAUCUCCCUCGUGGCUGUGAGUGCGUCUGCUAAGAGAUCCAAUUUAAUCAAAUUAUAAAAUAAAAAUCGCGUAAAUAUUGAUGAAGGUGAGCGGUGUCCGAUCUCGACGUCGCGUCGUCAUCGUACCUCCUCAGGCAGGAGCCUUAUUUAAGUGAAUCGAAAAAAAAAUCAAUUGAUUGCCGUCAAUUGUGAAGAAAUCAUCGCCUUCAACGUCAUCAGGUGUAUCGAUCUCGGCCAAGUCAACUACGUGUGUAUCCUGUUCAUCCAUCCAUCCCCAAUCUGCGAGAGAAAAAAAAAACCCGCGCAAUUGUUCGUAAAUCAACCAACCGCGUCCGUCAUCGCGUCCGACAGCAAUUAAUACGUGAAAUUCUUCGUGUAAUCGUUCGUAAUUAACCCGUCCAACCGAAAACCUGUCCGCUGCUGCCUGGUCGCUGAAACGAGAAAUUUAAACAGGACGAAUUCCGCCACACUCAACAACUGCCGCAAAUACCACACUGUGUCACCGGCAGUACCAACAGCAUGGCGUCGCCAUCGUUGCCGUUGUCGUUGAAAAGACAAGAAGUGAGAUUUCAAUUAAGCUGCUAAUUUAUUUACCAUAAUUAUAUUGGAUGUUAAAAUUUCCAACUCGUUCCUCGAGGCAAGCUCGAGCAAUGUGAACCGGAGCGUGGAGUAAUGGUCACCCAUCACGUUGCUGUGUGGAUCCCCGGAGAUCUGGAGCCGCCCACACACCAUCGUUGCCGUCAAUGAAGCAUGGGAAAUCAAGUAAUCAAGAACCGGGAAAACAACAACAGCCUGAAGGUGUGCCAUUUGCUGGCCCGUAAAAAGUGUCCCAGCAGCAGCAAGUGCACUAUGUAGGUGAAAUUGCAUUACGGAAAAAAACGUACUUCUGCUGCGAAGAAUCCAGAAGAAACGUGACUCCCACUCACGCCAGGAUGCCAACCUGGAGGGUCUGAGAGUUCUUUCCGAGUUUUGUGAGGCUGUGCUUAAAUAGCAUCGGUGGAAGUCAAUUAAUAAUUAAGUUGAUUGUAAUUUAUUGAUCAAGUUUUGGGUGCGACUUUUGAGUUAAUUAGAAUUACGCACUGGUGCUUUUCGCUGAAAGUGUUUGUAAGCUGCUUUGAAAUAGCUUUACAGUGAACAGUGUACCAUUCAUAAAAGACUGGAAAAAGUUGGAGGGCCUAUAAGGCUUCGAGUACGUGAAGAAAAUGUAAAUUUCUACAAGCCGUCGUAAUAAAGAUGGUUCUGAGAAAAAGCGACUGAGAAAAUAUCUUACGACGAUAAAAAAAUUAUGUGCCGUUGAGUGGUUCCAAGUGGGGGAGAUAGAGAAAGGAAAUAACAACCAUUUAAUAGUGUGUGCAUUGUGCAAAGAUCGAUAAAAUCCACCGAAGAUUAAUUCCGUUCGGAAAAAGAUAAAUAAAAAUAAAAAUGGCCGAUUCAAGCAGCAGCGAUGAAGAAUUGGCUCAGGCUGCUGCCACGGCAUCCACCGCUUUGGUGACGAAGCCUUCGACAGCAGCCGUGAAGAUGGUCCAAUCGAGAGAACGUGGACCGGCUCAGUGUCACGAGUGCUACGGAGACUGCAGUGAUUGUAGUGCCGUCUGCUGCAAGGAUACGGUGCACAAGUGCCACUCGGAUCCACUGAGUGGAAGGAUUAUAACGGGGAAGAACUUGCUGACCCGUUCGCUUCGAUAUGCACCCGGUCCGGCUACCAGAAAGUGUGUGCUCACCCUGGAUGGGUACUCCUAUGUUAUCGUGGCCAGUUCACCCGAGAACAAAUUUACCAAAGAUGAUCUAGCCGUAGCACCACGCGAACAGUCGCCCUGCUACGACGCCACGUGUCAAGGAUCUGCCUCCAGCUACGGUGCUUGUUCAUCCUCAUCGGCAGCUGCUACGGGGACACAUUCUCAACAUCAGCAACAACAACAACAACAACAACAACAACAACAACAACAGUCAGUAGUAGAGCAAUCACCCCUUUACCAACAGCAGCCGAGGCCCCCGUCGUCGUCGUCGUCUUCGAGUUGUCUCCCGCACCAUCAUCAUCACCAUCACCACCAUCAUCACUGUCAUCAGACACCAACGCCACCACCGGGGGCAUCCUUCGCAGACUGCGGCUCACGUAAUGGACAGCUUGCAAAACAAGGCAGUCUGACGAUCGUAAGACGCACCAACAGUCGGAAAAAUACGCACAUCCUGCAGCAGCAACUUCAACAUCAACAAGAGCUACUUGACUCUGACACCGGUGACUAUCAGAACCAGCAGCAACAGCCAGAGGGGGACUUUUCCCAGCAGCAGCCUCUGUCGGAAAGUGAACUCGCGCUCGUCAAUAGCCAGCUCAGUCGAGAGCUCGAGAGUAUGCAACCAACAGCCGGGUCCGGGUCCGGGUCGCCGCCGUCCAGCGCCGUCGUGCACCGUGCCGAUACGCUCACAGGGGAUGAGUUGGAAAAUGUUGACUUGGCCACAGACAAUCUACCAGCGGUCGAUACACCAGAUGCAUGUGAUAAAGCCGCACUAAGACUCCGUUGUCUUUUGCGGCAGCUGCAGCGCGGUGAAAUAUCCGCUGAACUGCUGCAGAAAAACCUUCAUUACGCUGCCCGCGUACUUGAAGCCGUUUUCAUCGACGAGACAAAUCAAGAGGAAGGCGGUGGCGGUGGUGAUGUAAAUGCGGCAAACAGCAGAGGUGGUUGUGGUGGUGGUGGUGGUGGUGCUAACACUAACAACGUCGGUACCGCAGGAGACAGUAGCAACGUCAGCAAUGCCACCAGUAAGGAACCCAGGCGGGGCGUCACGACUUCGGCCCCGCCCACCCACAGUGGUCCCACGGGACCACCGAUUGGAAAAACCGUCAUUCAGAGGCGAAAACUACGUGCACCGGUUUGGGCCAGGCGUCUAGCUGACGAAGACGAUGAGCUAUCGGAGGUGCAACCGGAUGCCGUUCCCCCGGAGGUGCGGGAAUGGUUGGCGUCGACUUUCACCCGCCAGCUCGGUACCACUCGGAAGCGGUCCGACGAGAAGCCCAAGUUCCGCUCGGUGGCCCACGCGAUCCGGGCGGGCAUCUUCGUCGAUCGGAUCUACCGACGCAUCUCAAGCACGGCGCUGAUGCAGUUCCCGCCCGAGGUUGUCAAGGUUUUGAAGUGUUUGGACGACUGGUCGUUCGAUGUGUUCGCCCUUGCCGACGCCGGCAACUGCCAACCGGUCAAGUACUUGGGUUACGACCUGCUGAACCGUUACGGAAGCAUCCACAAGUUCAAGAUUCCACCGGCCAUGCUGGAAACGUUCCUAUCGCGCAUCGAGGAGGGCUACUGCCGCUUCCGCAAUCCGUACCACAACAAUCUACAUGCCGCCGAUGUCGCACAAACCGUACACCACAUCCUCUGCCAGACGGGGAUGAUGCAUUGGCUGACCGAUCUGGAGAUCUUCGCCACGCUUUUAGCGGCCUUAAUUCACGACUACGAGCACACGGGGACGACCAACAACUUCCACGUGAUGUCCGGAUCGGAUACAGCGAUGCUGUACAACGAUCGUGCCGUGUUAGAGAAUCAUCACAUCAGUGCAGCGUUCCGGGUGCUGAAGGAGGACGACUGCAACGUGCUGCAGAAUCUCUCGAAGGAAGAGUACCGCGAGCUGCGGUCACUGAUAAUUGACAUGGUACUCGCGACCGAUAUGUCGUUCCACUUUCAGCAACUGAAGAACAUGCGUAACCUGCUGACGCUGGCCGAGCCGCAGGUGGACAAGUCCAAGGCGCUCUCGCUGGUGCUGCAUUGUUGUGAUAUUUCUCAUCCGGCCAAACGCUGGGACAUCCAUCACAAGUGGACUAUGCUACUGCUCGAGGAGUUCUUCCGGCAGGGCGAUCUCGAGCAGGAACUCGGGCUCCCCUUUAGUCCGCUCUGCGAUCGGAACAAUACGCUGGUGGCGGAGUCACAGAUCGGUUUUAUCGAAUUUAUCGUCGAGCCCAGUAUGGCUGUGUGUGCCGAUAUGUUAGAGAUAAUCUUAGCACCGAUAGCACCAAUCGCAAUGAAUAGUAGUAAUAGCAAGAACAACAAUAACAAUAAUACUAGCAUUAAAGGAAACAAUACUCUAAGUGUACCGAACAACAGCAACAACAACAACAACAACAACAACAACAACAACAGUAGCAGCCACAAUAAUACAAGUAAUGAAGCAAUAACCAAUAACGGAGGCACUAGCGGAGGAGGUGGAGGAGCAGGAGGCGGAAGUAGUGGUGGUAAUGCGGAGGCAGGUGCCGGUGACAAGCCGAAGCCGAAACCGGACGUUAAGAAUGGCGCAAAACCGGAUCGGUUCGAGAUUAAGAAACCGUGGAUCACCUGUCUGGCAGAGAACAAGAAGAUUUGGAAGGAGCAGGCUCAGAGAGAUGCCGAAGCCCGUGCGGCGGCUGCUGCCGCAGCGGAGGCCGCUGCCAACGUCGACGAGCAAAAGACGACGACCGAAGAAGCCGCCCCGGAGGCGGAACAGGAGUCGCAGGAAGCCACCAAGGAAUAGUUUGUUUCUACAACAGCAUCCUAUAACGAUACGACUACUGCUGCAACUAACUGCUAAUGCUGCUGCUACAGCUACUACUACAGCUACUAGUGUUAGUACUAAAAACACAUACCUACAUACCAGAGACACUUUUUUCUAGCGAAACAUGAACAAAAACAAACCAGAUAGAUCAGUAAACCCAACCACCAAAACAAAUAAGUACAGUAGUAGACUUUCGAUGGUAUUUUUGUGCGCGUAUGAAAAUCAAGACAACAGUCAGUGACGACCGCUGUCUCCGGCACUGUUUCUCAAAAAAAAAACUCUUUCACAAGGAAACUAGUAGUCUAAAAUCAGAAUAAGCUAAAGGAAGCAAAACUUACAAAAAAAUACUAAAAAGUAAACACACACACACUCAUAUUUCGAUAAAUGUUAUUAGGAGAGAACAAUCUAAACAAAGAGUCUAAUAGCGUAAUUAAAAAAAAAGAGCAAAGAAGAAAGAAAUGACAGAAGUAUUUACAAUCUCUAUCCAUACAGCUAACACUCAAUAAAACACAAACACACACACAUACACGCAUAUUCAUAAAGUAUAUAACAAAACAAUGAAAAUUUAGAAAUGAUCCUGCUGAACGUGACAAGAUUUAGGCAGCCAAUAUUGCACCCGGCUUUCUUUUUUUUUUUUGAAACGUGAAACAAGAAUUGCGAAAUUCGCCGGAAUUCGAAAAUCUCUCCUAUCCUAUAUACAUACAAUCAAAUGAUCGCAAAUGAACACAAAAAUCCCACUAUUUUCCAUCGACUAUCCGUGCAAACGAAAAACAAACAAAAACUCCCGCUUAUAAAUAGUGUGAAUGAUAAAAGCUAAGAGGAUAAGUUGAAUAAAACAAAAAUCAGCAAGCAAAUGGAAUUCAGAUUGAUGGCUUACAAAACUGCGUUUUCUUCUUAUUCUUCUUCUUCUAACAAUCAUUUGGCCAUUUUUAAUUUCACCACAGCUGAUGCAGCGUUGCGAAAAAUGAGUGAGUUUUCCUUUAACUGUAGGUAAACGCAGAUGUAAACCGGCUUUACCUUUCAGUUUUCUCCACUUCAGCUCCGGGGGUUGCCGGGUUCAGAAAUAAAUCCAACUUUAUUUCCAAUUAGAGACUCCUUGUGUCGGUUGGUGCUGUUGUUGUUGUUGUUUUUCAGUGGAGAGGGUUAUUCUGGGUGGUAAGAGGAUUACGUGUAGGGACGUCUGGGACGGUCAGCAGUCAAUGAUGGUCAAUAGGAGAAUAUUCAAAAUGGUCUCUAAUUGAGUCGAUUUAAAAAAAAAAAUCCAUAUAGGAUCGACUGGUAUUAGGAGCAAAAGGUCACCACCGGUUAGGAUAAGAAGAUAUAUUUCAAAUUCGAGAAAAUCUCAGGAAUAAUGGACCACUUUGUCAAGCAGUUUUGGCGCGAUGCCAGAAAACUGGACCAACAAAUUACUAUGUUUCUUGUGGUUCUAAUAGCAAAAAUCUCAUAGUAUUAUUAUUUUACGACGUCAUUUUGAACUGCUCGAAUUAUGCGGUUGAUUCAUGUAAUUUUUUUCGGGAUGAAAUCUGAUUGAAACAUGAACACUUAACGCAUUCAAUUAAAUCUGUUCUUUUUUAAACCAUACAUGCAAAAUGAUAGAAGCUUGCAUUAUUGGAUUACCAUGUUUCGUUUUCACUUCGAUCUGCUAGAAUAAAGCAGUAAAUAUGUGAAAACGAUGGAACCUGUAAACCGCGAGUAUUCAGUCUUCUUCAACUAACUUUAGUGUUAGGAAACAUUGUAAAACGAAUAAUGCAUUACGGCUCCACAAAGUCACCACUACUGAGCCUUGAUAAAUAGAUUAAAUUAAAUAAAACGUCAGACUGAUAAUUUAUGACUGAAAUUUGGGUCAAACAUUUCGGCAUGUGAAACCUAAGUAGUUGGUCCUAAUCAAAUUUCAAUUAAAAUUAUGUUUUCGUGACCGAAUUGGAAGAAAAACAAUGGUUAAACAAAAAAGAAAGCUCAAGAUAAGCUAGAUUAGUUUAGAACUAAAUAUUGCUUCCAUCAAUUUAUCAAAUUAUAGAAAGGACUAAACCCAUAACUCGAGCAGUUGAGGGUUGACAGCUAAAAGUUCGACACUGCAUUUGGUAGAUCAUAUCUGUACUUGCCACAAUUGUGUUUUUUGAGGAUAUUGAGGUAAAUGCAUAUUGGUAAUCUGCAUUAAAAAUGAAACCGAAAUCCAAAAUUUCACCAAAUUUGGUGCACUGGAACUAUUUCAAUAAAAUCAAGAUCUUAGCGCCCCUCAGUGGGACUUUGUAUGGGAGCGAGCUAACAAUUGAGUUGUUUAGCGGUAUUGAUCUAUCUGCAUUUAAAAUGGAAGCGAAAUCCAAAAUUUAAUUAUUUUUGGUACGCUGCAACUAUUCUAAAUAAGUUCCAUUGUUUGAUUAUUAAUUCAUUUGAUAAGGCUCAAUCGAAUUAACUUUACACAGCCGAGGAUUUACUUAAACACUUUAUCUUCCGCUAUCCAAAAAGCCUCCUUCAUCAGAACGGGAUCCGGUGGUUUAAUUGUAUGGCAGCUUCGCCAACGGGGGGCCGAGCGUUUCAAUUGUAGCAAUGGACACAAAACGUUGUCAUCACUCACACACUCAUCACGAAACGGUUGCUCUCGAAAGUCGACGACGCAUCGACCGAAAAAACUGCUGAUGAAGAACAAUGAGGAGGGCAACACCAGCGUUGCCAACCUUCCAUAUUAAUGGACCAUCCAAACAAUCUCUUGUCUAGACCAGACGUUUUAUCAUUUUCCAGAGUUCUCAAUUCGCCUUGGUUUACAAUGUUAAAUAAAGUGGGCAUCAAACGGUUUUACUGCUCACGGAAAACUUUCAAAUAUUAUUCCUUGGGAAAUUAUUCAGAUUUAAGAUAGCUGAUUUUAACUUUUGGAAUCAAUUUCUGGAUGAACCAAGCAAUGUGGUUAACUUCUGGGGUUAAAGUUUGAGCCACAACAAAAUGUGUUGGUGCCAGCUCAAUGACUUUGGCAUACUUUGAAAUAAUAUAUUAACAUUUGAUGGUCGAGGAGAUAUGCAACAAGCCAUUAUCCUUGGUGUUAAGGUUUUGACAUAUAUUUAAAAAACGUCAUUAUAAAGAACAUCCAGACCAGUGAUGGCAUGAUCAUUAGCAAAUUGAUAUUUUUCCGCUCUCAUACGCUCUCAAAUACCACGCGUGAUAAUGGAGCAAAAUAUCAUGCUUGAUCUUGAUUUUACAAGCUCCUUUGAUAUUAUGAGACUAUUCACAACGUGUAAAGUUAAAGCUGAGAGUUGAAUCGACGCAAAUAUGAUUGUGUUGCACCUCGUUUUCUUAGAAAGAGGAGGUAUGAUAAUGCUAUCUCUUUUUACUCUUCACCGAUGGCAGACACGAAACGAUUGCUGCCAGCCUAAUGGAAGUUUGGGUUGCGUUCGGGUGUAACGAGAAAAUCACGAAACUCAAUCUCACCACAGUUUGGUGAGAUCUGCAGUUGGUGAGUUUUGUUAGCUUGAUAUUCCGAGCUGCAAUAUCAAAGCUAACGAUAUCAACCGCAGUUGUUUGCUUGUUGAUUUUUAGCUACGAAAAUCAAGCGUGAUAUUGUGCUUUGGUGAAAUUUGAUUAUUUGAUAUUUUUCCAACACUGAUACGGACAAAUCCAGACUUUUCACUCUACAACAGCCUGAUUUUUCGAAAAAUCACUUGGCAACCUGGACCACACAAUGGUUGCUGCCGAGUAAACAGACGAUCGCGAGACUCUUAUCGAGAGUUUCCUGCUUCUUUCGAAACCCAAGUGAAAAUUGAAAUAAGUGCGAUUACAUUAGCGAAAAUUCAUAAAAAUAUCGUUGUGCUCAGAAAACGAAGAUCUUUCAAAUGAUGUAUCAAAACCGAUAUACUUUUCUAAAUUAAAAAAAAACUCAAUUGGUACAGGCUUUGAUAGCUCUCAAUCAACAACUGUGGAAGUGCUCAAAGAACACUAAGAGAGCCGGCGUAAAGUCCCAAUGGGGACGUAAUAAAGCCAAAAGAAGUGCAUCAAUCUAAUAUUGGUGUAAAUAUUCUUGGGAACUCCAUACGACCACAAAUGAUCUUGUUUUUGAAUUCUUAUGUGAUUUGAUGAAUCACACGUAGCCUUUCUUUUGAGUUAAGUAAGAUUCUACCCGAGCAAUGUCUGGGCUUAAAUUGAAAACAUAAUUUGAUGUUGUGAUGUCCAUGAUAAUAACCACUCAGAUUGCUGUCGUUUUCGUCGUUUUAACGGUUAAAAUAUCGCAUUGAAAACUAAUUCUGCUCUCAGUGAGAGAUCAAACUGAAAACUCAAUUUGUUAUCAAAUUUUUCAAUUGCGUAAACCGAUUUCAGAAUGAAACUUUUUGGUGGAUUUAUUUGUUAAAGCUCAAUUGAAUAAACUUUACAGAGCCGAUGAUUCUUGUGUACUAUACUAAACAUCUUAACACUAUAGUCAAAAGGUGCAACACAAUAAACACUUUAUCUUCCCCUAUCCAAUAAGCCUCCUCCAUCAGAACGGGAGCCACUUCCAGUGGUUUCAUUGUAUGGCAGUAUCACCAACGGGGGGCAGCACGCUUCCAUCGCAGCAAUGGUUGCUGCCAAGUAAACAGACGCUUGUGUUACACACAUCGAGAGUGGCCUGCUUCUGUCGACAGCCGAGUGAACACUGAAUGAUUUCAGUUUGAUGUUUGAAAUUUGAUUUCAAUUUGCUGUCAUUUUGAUGCUGGAUUUUGCUCGGGUAGUCACUUUUCUAGGGGCACCGGAAUAGGAUCGUGUGUGACCAAUAUGGUUCAGGCCACUCAAUAUUAUCGUCAAUAAUCUUGUUUUCGAAUUCUCAAUUGAGUUGAAGUGACGCAGGGGAUUGGUACGUUUUGGGUCAUCCCUGAUUCCAAGAUAUGUUUCAGUCAUAUUUCCGAAACCAGUUAACCAAAUCUAAAGAUGGUGAUCAACAAAUCCCAAUUAGUAAUUUUCCGGGAUUCCCGGUUGUGCGAUACACAUUUAAAUUAAGCAUAACACCAAAAGCGAUUGAGCCCAAGAGAUAACUACGUAAAUGGA
Messenger RNA from Ochlerotatus camptorhynchus, 10537 nucleotides. RefSeq names its product dual specificity calcium/calmodulin-dependent 3',5'-cyclic nucleotide phosphodiesterase 1-like. Bases 2441 to 5512 code for a protein of 1023 amino acids. The record is from RefSeq and is a predicted model, not a curated record. Gene Ontology annotation, molecular function: calmodulin-activated 3',5'-cyclic-GMP phosphodiesterase activity; 3',5'-cyclic-AMP phosphodiesterase activity. Gene Ontology annotation, biological process: signal transduction. The transcript has 9 exons. Lineage: Eukaryota; Metazoa; Arthropoda; Insecta; Diptera; Culicidae.